Messenger RNA from Drosophila subobscura, 553 nucleotides. It is a transcript of the gene Vha16-4, whose product is annotated as V-type proton ATPase 16 kDa proteolipid subunit. NCBI's taxonomy places the organism in Eukaryota, Metazoa, Arthropoda, Insecta, Diptera, Drosophilidae. Gene Ontology annotation, cellular component: proton-transporting V-type ATPase, V0 domain. Gene Ontology annotation, biological process: proton transmembrane transport. The coding region runs from base 16 to 510 and encodes 164 amino acids. The record is from RefSeq and is a predicted model, not a curated record. The transcript has a single exon. Gene Ontology annotation, molecular function: proton-transporting ATPase activity, rotational mechanism.
GACUAAAGUUCGGAAAUGUGGAAAGCAGAUCAUCAAAUAGAUCCCGAGGCCACAAUUGAUCAGCCCGCGUACGCCUUCUUCUUCUGUGUAAUGGGCGCUGUCUCCGCCAUUGUCUUCUCCACGCUGGGCGCAGCUUAUGGCACUGCCAAGUCGGCCAUUGGCAUCUCCUCGAUGGCUGUCAAGCAUCCGGAGCUGAUAAUGAAGUCCAUCAUACCCGUCGUCAUGGCUGGCAUCAUAGCCAUCUAUGGUCUGGUUGUCUCGGUGCUGCUGACCGGUUCGCUGGUGAAGAUGUAUCCCACCUACAAGGGAUUCCUCAACCUCGGCGCAGGUCUGUCUGUGGGUCUGUCUGGCAUGGCCGCGGGCUUUGCCAUUGGCGUCGUGGGUGAUGCUGGUGUCCGUGCAGCUGCACAGCAACCGAAGCUGUUUGUGGGUCUCAUUUUGAUACUGAUCUUUGCCGAGGUCUUGGGCCUCUAUGGCCUGAUAGUGGCCAUCUAUUUGUUUACCAAAUGAAGUGUCAAUAAAGGGACAUCUUCAGACAGCCACACAUGAAGUU